This is a messenger RNA of Schistocerca cancellata (South American locust), 3973 nucleotides long. Its product is annotated as speckle-type POZ protein-like. Bases 40 to 1122 code for a protein of 360 amino acids. The record is from RefSeq and is a predicted model, not a curated record. Gene Ontology annotation, molecular function: ubiquitin protein ligase binding. The transcript is spliced from 4 exons. Gene Ontology annotation, cellular component: nucleus; cytoplasm. Gene Ontology annotation, biological process: regulation of proteolysis; proteasome-mediated ubiquitin-dependent protein catabolic process. NCBI's taxonomy places the organism in Eukaryota, Metazoa, Arthropoda, Insecta, Orthoptera, Acrididae.
GUCUCGCAUCAGCAGUAGACGAGAACGGUCGCAUCCAGAAUGGGGAACGCCGAAUCAGCUCAAGAUGCGCAGUCGGGGUCAUACGAUUUCGGAGUGCAGGUGAGCGAUGGCUGCGUACGUGAGCUAGCCAUAACAAACUUUGUGACGACCACGGCUACAUUUACGUGGAAUAUCCACCAGCUGAGGAGGUGGCCAAAAGGUACAUUCGAAGCAUCGUCGCCAGUGUUCGUGCACCCCAGUGCGAGCAGAUGGAGCAUGCAACUGUCCAAAGACCACCACGAGGCCUUCUACCUGGGUUUCAUACUGAUCUCUUCUGAGAAGGGAGUACCUGUGAGAGCCACCAUCAAGACCAAGGCCAAAUGCAAAGCUGGUCAAAUAUCAGAGCUGCCUAUCAUAGAGUCUGAGCUGUUCAAAGUGGGCGAGGUGCAGAGGAAGGAGUGGCUGCGAGGCUUCAGCCAACCGAAGGAUGUGCAGUCAGACGAGCUACUGCUGGAGAGCGAGGUGGUCGUGGUGCGCGGCGUGGCGGAGUCCGCUCCAGGACCCACCAACAGUCUCAAGGGUGACCUGGCAAUGCUGCUCAAGCUGGAGGAGGACGCUGACGUCACGCUGCUGGCCGGUUCCGGCGCGGAGCGGCUGAGGGCGCACUCGACGAUCCUGCGCGCCCGCAGUCCUGUGUUCGCUUCCAGGUUGCAGUCACCGGAGGUAGCCACCAAAUCUGGCUACGUGUUCGACAUGCAGGACGUGAAGCCGCACGUGGUGAAGGAGAUGCUACGCUACAUCUACACCGACAGUACUCCGGAGCUGUCGCAGAUGACAGAGGAGCUGCUUGCCCUCGCCAACAGGUUCGAGCUGAUGGGCCUGGUGAGGCGUUGUGAAUUCGAGCUUUGCCAGAAGCUGACAGUGGACAAUGCUGCCCGAACCGCACUGCUAGGGGUGCAACACUCCUGCCUGACGCUCCUGCAGGUCGUGGUGCCAUUCAUCGAGCAGAGGUACGGAGAAGUGAUGGGCACCCCUGGAUGGACUGUCGCUGUCCGCACCGACCCCGAAGCCAUGGCUACUGUCAGCCGACUCAUCUCCGAUGCUGCCAAGGGACAGUUCAAAAUUCGACUUUCAUCUCACUAACUGCAUUUUACUGGGGAUAGACACAAUCCAGUGAGGAAACAAAAUGUCUCUCCUGAUGUACUCACUUUUCCUGACUAGCCUGCGACAGUCCGCACCAACCUCGAUGGCUACGGUCAGCUCUCUGAUCUCGGACGCUGCCGUGGGGCAAUUCAGAAUUCGAACCUCAUGUCAAUAAAUCUUAGUGCGGCUAGUCGCUACCCUGUGCAGAAAAUUUUUUUCCCCAAGUACUCGACUCUCCUUAAAUACAAGUUGGGCUUCAAAAAACUGCUACAUGAAAUGGAAAGCAGCACCCUUCUUCAACAAAUUAAUAAAAGUUUGGAAAUUAGUAUUGCACGGUGAAACAGUCCAGCGGGGAGGCAGGUGAGGAAUAUGCACCACACUGUGGAGAGACACCCAUCGUGUGCUGUGUCUCACUUUCCUGUACAUCUUGUCAAUUUCGCAUAGUCAAAUCGGGAACUCUGACAGGACUUAUUAAUAGCUGGAAACCUAGGUCACUCAAGACUGUUGCGGUCUCAUCAACGAAUAUUAGGCUACUGUAUCAAUUUAUAAAACAGUCAAGAUCGCAAUAAUAAUUUAUUUAAAAAUGAUGACCAGGUUCGGCCUCUAUACUGUCCAUUUUCAGAUCUAAUUCACUCUAAACAUAUAAAGAGCGCCAAGUACCAAAUUACAGCCGGCCGGGGUGGCCGAGCGGUUCUAGGUACUACAGUCUGGAGCCGCGCGAUCGCUACGGUCGCAGGUUCGAAUCCUGACUCGGGCAUGGAUGUGUGUGAUGUCCUUCGGUUAGUUAGGUUUAAGUAGUUCUAAGUUCUAAGGGACUGAUGACCUCAGAAGUUGAGUCCCAUAGUGCUCAGAGCCAUUUGAGUCAUUUGAACCAAAUUACAAAGGAAAGUCAGGGAAUAACAUAUGGUGCGAAAACAGAAAGAUGAACAAGAUUUAAAAUAAUAUAGCACAUACCCAUAUGGCUUCAGCCAAUGGUGAACAGAACGGUUGUGUGAAAUCAUGGUCGUUUACUGCUGCUGAUGGCUAAGUGCCAAUGGUUACAUAGAGAGGAAAUGCGCGCUUAUUCCGCCUGACAUUCGCCUCAGACAAUGGUCAAUGGGUUAUGUCAGGUGAGUUCAAAUGGACGAAUAGAAAUGUGAAAAAAAUAAAAGUAUUUGUAUAACAUUAUACGAAAACUAGCUUAUAAAUAACUAUAUUAGUUCGCUGAUAAAAAUGAUGUAAGCUAAAAACAUUAAAAAUUAAGAGAGGCAAUGUGAUAAGCUACGUGGUAAUCAAUCGGCGCCUGGGGCCUUGUUUGGUACUUGCAGAGAUGUCAUUCCAUAGCAACCUCAUCAUCAAAGUAGCUGCGGGCACUCGAAGAUGUACCAGGAGGACGCCGUAUGUUGCUAUGACGGUAUCAUGCGGCUUCAGUAUCCACUGGCAAGGAUGAAGCAGUGAGGCACCGCAGAUUGUGUUGGCAUUAGUGUGUUGAUAUGUUAUGACUAGCACCAGGACAUUUGUUGACAGUGCAUAAAGAAGCUAAAAGGUCAAUCAUUAUACUGAAAAGAUAUACCUAAAAAUGUAAUACCGUAAUGAAUAAUUGUGUGUAUAUGACAGCACCGAAGAAUGUUGCUGCCUGAAGCGUUCGUUCAUUUGUAUGCAUGCUACGCAAAUCAUUGCCCAUUGGCAGUGGCUGACGUGAUGUGGCAUAGGUGUGCGUUUUUCACUCUAUUUAACUCAUGGCAGAUUAGCCAUCAGCAGCAGUAAACGACCCUGAUUUCACAUACGUGUUCCAUGCACUACCAGCUGCAGCCAUAUGGUUAAGUGCUGCAUUGUUCUAACACUAUGCUUUUUUCUGACUUAUCUAUGUAAUUUGGUACUUGACACUCUUUAUAUCUUUACGGUGCAUUGGAUCUGAAUAUGAUUGGCAUAAAGGUCAAAACUGCUUAUAAAAAAUUAUUUCGACCUUGACUCUUUUAUUAAUUGAUAAUUUAUAAUAGAUCGCUUUCAAUUCCCCAAACCAUGCCAACUGCAGUUGGCCUACUAUGUCUGCAAGUCCAUAAAGAAACGUUGUAGUCCAGUUUCAGUCACUGACAUCAGUUUCAGUUCAUUUUCUUGCUUUCUUACUCUCUAUUUGUCUAUUCUUUGUUACUCUUCUUCUCAUGUUACCUCUUUCUUUCUUCUAUCAAUAAAUUUCUUCAUUACUUGAAAGUAUUACUGUUAAUACUGAUUCAUCUUUUUUUUCAUUUAUUUUGUUAUAUCUAAGAUUAGCAAUAUUGUUGAUUUAUUUUUUCCAGUAAUAAAUGAAUGAUUAUUUUGCAACCCUCUUCUCACUGGAUCAGUAAAGACACCAUGGAGAAGUUAACCCUUUGUUGACCACGUUGUUACUUCUAAUUUCUCAGCCAUGUAAAUGUACUGUACUUUGUAAUAUUCUGAUCAUGUCUCUCUGUUCUAUUAAAUUUAUAGUUCAUUGUCAAACAGCUAGAAAAUAAUUUUGUCUUGAAAUUAUUCUAUACUUUUUUAUCUCCACAGUCCAAGAAAUACAGUACAAAUGUGACAUGGCAUAGCUUUUAGUUAAUUUUUGUAUAAUUCUACAUGGACUUUUUAAAUUUUGUUUGAUAUACAUUUAUCUGAUGUACUUAUAUGUAUGGUCACUAGAUCUUAACGUUUUUCUUUUUCUUUAAAUCCAGUUGUAUUCAUUGUUUGCUUGAUUAAAUGCUUAGCAAAUGGUACAUUUUUGUACUAUCUCUCCAUUCAAACCGUUCUUAGAAGUAUUAUUGGUUUAAUUUUAUACAUUCUGAGCUAUGCGUUGCAUUUUCAUCACCUCUGGUUUGCAAGAAAUAUUUUCCCAUAAAUUUCAAGACAAAUUUAG